Molecule: messenger RNA, 2875 nt
Organism: Zeugodacus cucurbitae (melon fly)
Lineage: Eukaryota; Metazoa; Arthropoda; Insecta; Diptera; Tephritidae
Exons: 11
Coding region: 158-2812 (884 amino acids)
Cellular component (GO): membrane
Source: RefSeq, a predicted model, not a curated record
ACAUUAUUACAAUCAAAUCGGAAUUCAUAACAAAAAAUUUUGAAAAUUGAAAUUUGUUUACAAACAUCGUUUUUAUCUCGAUUUCCAAAUUUUUAUUCGUUUUCUAAAAAAACUACGAAUUGUCUCUCGAAAUAGUGAAAAAUUGCGCAUAUAAAUUAUGGGUUUGCACUCUGUAUAUCAUUACGAUGGCGAUUGUGGGGUAGCGCAGUUUUUUAUGCGCCUUUCUGGUUGGACUUUGAAAGAAUUUGCGCUGCAAAAGCUACCAAAUGGUUAUGCGGAGCAUUGUGACUUUGGACCGCGUGUCGCAAAGUAUGAUUGGUUCGAGUUGCUGGCGAAGUAUCCAGUGUUGAUCGCAUUAUUAGUUAUUGCGGGGAUUACAAUACUUUUUUGGCUAUUUUGGUUAUGCUGCAAAGUAAGGGGUCUACAAAAAUCAAAAAAGAAGCGACAUCGUUGCUGUCUUUGCUUCACCACAUUCUUAUUGCUGUUAUUAUUGUUGCCACUUGGAAUUGGGUUGUAUUUGACUUUUCGUACAAAUUAUUUACUACGACGUACCAAAGAUGAUUCUAAACAAUUUAAGGACACAGGCAGAUCAGCAUUGGACAAUGAGCAUGCACAAACUUUGCCUCAAACAGAAUAUGAGGCUAGUCCCACACAGGUUACUGAAGAACUCAACGAAGCGAUAAGUAAUGAAUACGCAGAUUGGCAGCAGAUAAUAGCAGAAAAUGAGGAAAAGAACUUGGAACAGCUCAAUUAUUUAUAUACUAAUCGCGAAUUUUAUAGAACUGCAUUGCAGUCAUUGAAAGACUAUGCUUAUGAGUUGGUAAUACUGGGUUUGGAAAUGGAUGAUCUACUUCGUACAUUAUCCCGUGAAGCCAUCAUAUUUCUGCAAGCAAACGUUAAAAAUGCGUCCUCAAUAGACGCCAAAAUGUUGCAAAAUGGACAUAUAAAUAUGUGGCACCUUAAUGCAGUCUACCAGCAAUACACAUUUUCAUUGGAAUAUCUGGAGUACUUACUGAAAGCAUAUGAGAAUAUCACAGUUCUAGCAAACUCUAUAGCUGAGCAUACACCAGAGGCCAAUGAAAACUUCGCGCCAGCAUUACGAGGAUUUCCAAAACUCGACGAACUGGGGUAUGAUCCAACACAGGAAGAACCAAAAUGCACAAAAGACCCCAAACUGCCAAGUGCCAUUCUAUAUCUGGCGAUGAUUAUGUUUUUUGUUACUGUUGCCCUUGUUUACAUUCUACUAAUGGCGCUUGCAUUCGGAAUUUGCCGUUACUAUGCGCGUGCGAAUUGUAUGUUUAAAAUCUUCUUUUUUCUUAAUAUUUUGACCAUACCUGUACUGGCCAUAUUAACGGUAUUACAUUUUCUGCCCACCAUGGUAUUGCAUAAGGAAAUUUGUCACGAGCAUGAUGGUUAUCGCGCUGUCCCGCGAGAGAACGCUGAGUCCCUAGAACGCUCUCCAUUUAAUAAUAACGGCCCCAACGAAGCGCUCCGUUAUGAAAAUGACGAAUUAUCACCCACUGAUCUAACGCGAGACAAUAUUUUAACGAAAGUCGAGCGGAUGCUACCGAAGUAUAAUAUUUAUCAGAAGAAUUACCAGAAUAGCGAAUAUGCUGUAGAGGAAUUUCCGCAAGAGAAGUGGUACGAAAGCGACGUACAAGGUCUCCUCACCAAUGAAGACAUUCCAAAGAACGAGAGUUAUGUUAAACAGCACACCAAAGCGAAUACAACCGACGCAAAUAUAUUUUUAUGCAAACUGAAUACCAUUCCAAAUGCAGUUAAGGUAGAUUUGUAUGAGAAAGAAUUUGUGCCUAUCGCCACAGAACUGCACGAAGUGCUCAUUGAGUUUAAAAAUCGUGCACAAACGAAUGACUACGACAGUUUCACAAAGCGUUUAGAGAGUGCGCAAAGCGAGUUGUUUGUCUUCGAGAAAUUCUAUGCGCUCUCGAAAGACAAUUUCUUGUCCAUAUUGAGCGAGAGACUGCAUAAAAAGUUGAGCAAACACAGCAAAGCUUUACGGCAUCACUUACAACCCAGCGCUGGUCAGCGUAGUGCAAUGAAACAUUCAUCAAAAUGCGGUUGCCUGGAAGAUUUACUGAUGAUCUACGCCAUUGGCAGUGCCUUGUUAGUAUUCACACUAUUUCUUACAAUGUUCCUAAGCCUGUUGCUGUACAAACUCUACAAACGUGGGCCACCAAUUUGUGCCGGGCCACAACCGCCAAAAACUGACGGAAGUUCGGCGCGUGCUCCAGUAGCAGCUAGCGAGCCGCCAUGUGAGACAAAUACAACAGAAGCCAGUGCACAAUCUAAGGUGGAUGGUAAAGAUUGCGCUGUCCCUACGGUUGCGAAUUGUUGUGCCGCGCCGACCGGUACACCACUCAUUAAUACCGUAAACUUUAUACCGCCAGUGAUGGGCGCUUUUGGCUGUCAACAGAAUCCACCAAUGAUGUACCCACAAAACCCACCACAGAUGUGCGCACCAUCAUGUCAUAGAAAUCCACCACAAAUGUGUCCAACGCCCUGUCCACCACAGGUGUGUGCACCGGUCUGUCAACCAAAUCCAACACAGAUGUGCGCACCGGCUUGUCAACUGAAUCCAACACAGAUGUGUGGUAGCAAUCGAAACGACGGCGUUAUUUUGCCCUUGCCCUGCCGCAGCAGAACUCAAAUGGGUUGCAGCGGUGCGGAAGCUCAGUUAGUGGGUGGUGGCACAACAAAUGACAAAACAGUGACCGUUAUGGUUUUCCAAGGACCCAAGGAUCGUCAACCGUUGGUCACAUAUCCGCCGCCGCGUAAAUUGGAAAAGAAAUAACUGUAAAAUUAAUAUGAAUAAUAAAUAGAAAUUUUCAAAAACGUUCUCACUCUAGGCAUCAAU